Messenger RNA from Saccostrea echinata, 3605 nucleotides. RefSeq lists its product as uncharacterized. The record is from RefSeq and is a predicted model, not a curated record. The coding region runs from base 535 to 3225 and encodes 896 amino acids. NCBI's taxonomy places the organism in Eukaryota, Metazoa, Mollusca, Bivalvia, Ostreida, Ostreidae. The transcript is spliced from 23 exons.
AACCAAGAUUUAAAUUACCAUAUUUUCUCCCUCGUUUUAUUUUCGUUAAUAUUAUCGUCUAAAUACAGGUAAUGUAAACAGAGACUGAUUAGAACGCGCAGGAGAAAUAAAUUAUAAUGACUGGUCACCCUGAAUAACGCCGAGUUGUUCAAAUAAAAUUUGAAUUAAACGUACCCAUUCACUCAGUGUAUAUAUGUAUUACAUUUCUGAUAAUCAAUAAGGAUAGAAUAUUGAGUGGAUUACUGGAAUACGACGACUAAUCCGGAUCACUAUGGGUUUGAAAUGUUUAAAUAAUAUACUUACAUGUAUAUAAUCCGGGAGUGUACAAUUAUAAGCAGUGCCAAGCAGGUGUCACUAUAGUGUAUAGAUGUACCAACGAAACAAACACAUUUUGGAAACAACGGAAAUAUACAGUGAGAAUGUGAUAUUCCUGUUUUGACAAAAAAGUCGUUUAUGAGGAUUUUUCAUUCAUUUUAAGGAUUAUUUUAUCUUGUGAAAUUUUAACUUGACAGGUUUAAAUUUUAAGAAUUCAGAAUGAAUGUUGGUAAAACUCGGCGUGUUUAUCAUAGUAAUCUGAACCUUCCCAAAGCAUUCACACAAUAUGACCUGAUGCAGUCGGGAUUCGGAAAGAGUAUGUCCAUGGAAGGAUUGAAUAGAAAUCAUACCACUCUUGUAGACUCCAGUCGACGAAAAAAGAUGUCUAAGAUACAGAAAAAUGAGAGCAAAGAAACAUUGCCCCUAUGUUUACCGAGGUUGGAGCCCGAGGUCGAUCUAGACCUGGAUGUUGAGGCACGAGAUGUUAGUGCCACAACAAGACUUGCAUCUCAAAUGGAUUCGAACCCCAGAGGAACGACAGAACCGGAAGUCCGGACCGAACACGAGAGCGACAGUGAUGAGUCCGAUUAUCUUAACGAUUACAGAGACGACACAGAAACAGCUCAUAAGAGGCUGGAACAAAUCGGCGUCUUUGAAAUGGAACAUAAUUGGUUAUUACAUGAGGGAUUCGAACGUGAAAAAGAAUUGUUUGUUACUAAAAGCAGAAAAAUUAAUAUUGCUCUUCCAGAUGAGAACCCAAUAACUACAGUAAAUAGCAGGAUUGAAGAGGUGAACUCAAUGGUAAAACCCAAGGCUGACAUUGGCAUGCUGCUAAAAAACAUGAACCCCGAGCAACAAGAGAAAAUUCGGAUUAUUGCUGAAACGGAUAUCGGCGACAUCAGAAAGAGAUUUAGGAAAAGUUGGAAGAACGAAGACAAACUUCACCACGCCCUACUGAUGAUUAAAAUCAUGAACAAAGCCCAUCUUCCAAGGCGGAAAUAUUUCAAAGAAGAGAAGCCAGUUGCAGGAAUGGCACUGAGGCGACUUAAAGCUCAGGAUCAAUCGGAGCAGGUGGAGACACCCCAGCGCUCCUCUCUAGCUUUUGAUAUGGAGUUAGCUCUGAUCACUCACCCAGCUUACAGGACAGAAGAGGAUCUGGCAAAGGUUAUGUGGGUGCUACGAGCUACAAAAGCUUUUAAUCAUUUGUUUCCGGUAGAAAAAGAGAAGGAUCUGGCGAGGGUCGUGGGAUACGAGAAGUACGACCCCAACAGAAUCAUGGCAUACCAGGGGAAGAAACCAGAGCGAUUUUACUAUAUUCUGACCGGAAAAGUACGGAAGGUGAGGGAGUACAGUUUGUCUGAAGGAAAAGUCACUCGGACCGAGGGGCUGAUCAACAAAGGGACGACCACUGAUUUAGAGGAGCUGGAGGAACAGUGGUUGAGGGAGCACCAUCUGGUGACGCAGGGCAAUGUAGAGGUCCUUAUUCUCCACAGAUCAGAUUUGAUGAGAUUGCAAAACAAACUGGAAGGACCCCCUAUUGAGUAUCUUAGGACGUUGCAGUUGUUUUAUGAAUUUCCAGUAGAAGUGUUUUUAACCAAUACGGACGCAAUCGAACUUAAAUACUAUGGACAAGAUGCAGUUAUUUCCCAUGAUACCAACAGGACUCCCUGGAUUCAUGUUGUCAAGUCGGGUCGUGUUCGAGUUGUGCGAAUGCAAACUGUCAUUGAUGUUCAAAAUGAAAGUAAAUUUGCUAAUCAGAAAACGGAGGAGCUGGGAUUUGGGCGUACAUUUAGUCAUGCUGAUGCAAUGCUGGGGUCCCUGUUUUCACAACGGAAGGCCAAAGCUGAGCGUGGAGCGGAUCAGAUUUCUUUCCCAGAGAUGCCAGAUUUCUUGCGAAGCCCCCUCGGACACACCCUCGGGGUUGACCUUAAAUCUCUGUCGAAAUUUAGUGCCCGGUCAACUCAGUUUUCUGAGGGAAUCGGUCUUCUGUCUAACUUAACAAAACGACACAAAACAUCAGCUCAGACCGAUAAUAAGGGAGACAAUAAGAGUGAUAGUUCUAAAGACAAGGAUUCUGUCAAAGACAUCAAAGAAACAAGGGCAGAGACGGUGCAGCCUGUACCUGAAGGCCCCAGCAAGGCCAAGAGUAUCAGAAGGAAGGCAAAGCUGAUAAAAACACCUAUCAUAGCUGAGCCUAAGACGGACGAUCCAAAGAGUGGUAGGGGUUCUAGAGCUGACAUUGCUCCUGAACAUUACGUCAUAGAGGAGGAAACUCCUCGUGAUAUGACCUGCGUUUCUGCUAGGUCUUCUUCUAAUGGAACUGUGUCUUUCCCGCCAAUUAACGCCCUGCCGUCUGCCAGAUCGUAUGGAGAGAAGUCUGCAACAAGCGAAUUUCGACCACAUGGGACUUUCCUUACACGAGAGAAAACUGAAGCAGAAUCAGCAGUUUCAGCUAAAAUCAGAAGAAAAAAGUGGAAGGAGCAUGCGCCCUGCCUACCUAAAUUACGGUCCACGAAACUACAGCUUGAUAUCCUGACUGCAGGCGACAUAUUUUUGCAGCAUUUAGACAGCACCAAUAACGGAACAAAGGGUCUGGAUGCUGUUUCCCGUAAAUUCAGCAGUUUGUACCGUGACCCCUUUGGUGAGGGUUUGGAACAUUUAGAUCCGCCUAUCGCCUCUGAACCAAAAGGAGUCAGUCUGAUAAGCGAUGGUGCUGAAAUCAUCCGUAUUAGUAAACGGUUUUUCCUACAACAUGCUCAAAACAACACUAUGUUACGAGUAGAGACUAUGCAACGUGAUUACAUGUCUGUUGAGGAAGCCAGUAAAAUCAUAUACACCAACGAAACCUGGAACCAAUACAAAGACAUCCUGAUGCGGAGAAAGGUGGAGUCGUUAUUACGGAGGGACUAGCCACCUCCUCACAGGGAGGGCCUCAGAGGGAGGCAGGGUGAGGACAGGAAGAGGAGACUCGACCUCAAUAUUCUGUGAUACUGACUGUGCAAUACAGCUACAACAUGAACACUGUUACCGUCCCAUGGUGCUUUGUGCUACCGACACGUGUCUGCACGUGUUGAAUCAUAGUGCUAGUCAUACUACUCACUUGUAAAUUAACUAAUACAGUGCAGCUACAGCGCAUCUGUUAUUUUAAGACUUCGUGUCCCAAAGUAUAAGUUUGGGAGAUUUAUUUUCUGUGAUCAGAAUUUACAGCGAAACAUUGUUUUUCAGGGUCACUUAAAAAAGGUCAGAAAUGCAUUAAAUUUUAUCAGUAUUAUUUUUCCAUUGUCUGUAAA